Molecule: messenger RNA, 1706 nt
Organism: Homo sapiens (human)
Lineage: Eukaryota; Metazoa; Chordata; Mammalia; Primates; Hominidae
Gene: ZCCHC17
Product: zinc finger CCHC-type containing 17
Exons: 8
Coding region: 238-963 (241 amino acids)
Cellular component (GO): nucleolus; cytosolic large ribosomal subunit
Molecular function (GO): nucleic acid binding; zinc ion binding
Source: RefSeq, marked validated
GUUUAGUUCAGCGCAGCGACUCGGGGACCUGGAGCUGACGCCUAGUACGUAUGAGGAAGAACGGGGUGGGUGGCUGCCUGAGUCUGGAGGCGACGCCUCGGUUGUGCAGUCUGAACCUGCCCUUCUCAGCUGAGGGUGCUGACAGCAAGGGGUGGGAGGCGGGCCCCGAGUCCCCAGCUGUGGACACUUGUAUUAGCUUUAAUAGAAGAGAAAUGGAGGAGCCAUAGAAUAUUAAGGAUGAAUUCAGGAAGGCCUGAGACCAUGGAAAACUUGCCUGCUCUCUACACUAUUUUCCAAGGAGAGGUUGCUAUGGUGACAGACUAUGGGGCCUUUAUCAAAAUCCCAGGCUGUCGGAAGCAAGGUCUGGUCCAUCGAACUCAUAUGUCAUCCUGUCGGGUGGAUAAGCCCUCUGAGAUAGUAGAUGUUGGAGAUAAAGUGUGGGUGAAGCUUAUUGGCCGAGAGAUGAAAAAUGAUAGAAUAAAAGUAUCCCUCUCCAUGAAGGUUGUCAAUCAAGGGACUGGGAAAGACCUUGAUCCCAACAAUGUUAUCAUUGAGCAAGAAGAGAGGCGGAGGCGAUCCUUCCAGGAUUACACUGGGCAGAAGAUCACCCUUGAGGCUGUCUUGAACACUACCUGCAAGAAGUGUGGCUGUAAAGGCCACUUUGCAAAAGAUUGUUUCAUGCAACCAGGUGGGACUAAAUACUCUCUGAUACCUGAUGAGGAAGAGGAAAAGGAAGAGGCAAAGUCAGCAGAGUUUGAGAAGCCUGACCCUACAAGGAAUCCUUCUAGAAAAAGAAAGAAGGAGAAGAAGAAAAAGAAACAUAGAGAUAGGAAGUCAUCUGACUCUGACAGCUCAGACUCUGAGAGUGAUACAGGCAAGAGGGCAAGGCACACAUCAAAAGACAGCAAGGCAGCAAAGAAGAAGAAAAAGAAGAAGAAGCACAAGAAGAAGCACAAGGAGUGAGAGUAUAAAGAGUGUAGGGGGUGGUUGAGAGUAAGAAACCAGGAGCCUUGUGCCUUGAGACUCCUGGAAAGACUCAAUAGUGAGAAUAUAGCCUCCCACCCCAUUAACUUCGCUCCCAUGGGAGAUGGCUUCCCCUCAUGCAACAGGCAGGUUUGGGAGUUAGAGGUCAAAAGCAGCUGCCUGAAUGAGUUGUUGUUUCCUUAUCACUCCUGGUCCCUUUGCAAGUGAACCCUGCAGCUCACCCAUUCAUUCACCCAACUUCCUUCAUUCAGCAGGAGGUCCUAUUACCCUCUCCAGCUGCCACUGCCAGAGCUGGAUUCCUGUAAAGGAGUCCAGGCUAGAGCCACAGAGACUGUUGUGGAGGUGAGUUCGGCUGUAGUUAGAGUGAUUGGACCCUUCCUAUUGGUCUGUCCUGGGCCAACUGGUGGGUGAUCUCUGCUGCAUCCAACAUGGGAGCAGAGACUGGCAGCAGGAGGGGGGAACAUGGUGAGAAGUGGUGCUCACUUUUCCCAUUCCUCCUAACAUAGUUCUACUAUGCUAGAAGUGGCAUCCAGCGGCCACAGCUAGAAAACAGUCUGCAGUGUGACUUAACUUGUGUAUUGCAUUCCAGCAGACCACUGAACCAGACAGCGAAGCCAAGAUCAUUGUUCUACUUUGUAUUUACUACUGUGUGAAUCAGUUGAUUCUACUUCAGGUCCUUGCUUAAAUUCCUGUCACUAAAUGGAAAUGUGUUUGGUUUUAAA